AUGGGUUUUUUUUCUCAUUUUCAUUCCUCUACAGCUCCCGCACCGCUAGAGGAUCCUGUCACCGACGUUUGUCUGUCCUGUAUCUGUGAGGCGUCGUCUGGAUGUGAUGCGUCGCUAAAGUGCAAUGGAGAUGUUUGUGGCAUGUUCCGCAUUACCUGGGCGUAUUGGGCCGAUGCCGGUAAGCCUGUCCAGCAGGGUGAUUCUCCCGAUUCUCAGAAUGCUUAUUCAAACUGUGCCAACGAACCGUACUGUGCCGCCAGAACCGUGCAGGGUUACAUGAGGAAGUUUGGACAGGACUGCAAUGGUGACGGUACGAUUGAUUGCUUCGAUCACGCAAUCAUCCACAAACUGGGAGGCUACAACUGCAAGAACCAGGUACCGAUCGUCUACCAGUCAAAGAUCGAUGAGUGCAUCCAGCGAAAGGCGGUCGAGUAUGGUGCCGUCCGUCAGUAG
Messenger RNA from Anopheles maculipalpis, 453 nucleotides. RefSeq names its product lysozyme-like. The record is from RefSeq and is a predicted model, not a curated record. The coding region runs from base 1 to 453 and encodes 150 amino acids. NCBI's taxonomy places the organism in Eukaryota, Metazoa, Arthropoda, Insecta, Diptera, Culicidae. Gene Ontology annotation, molecular function: lysozyme activity. The transcript has 3 exons.